AUGUCUUUUUACUAUUUUUCUGGAUCCAAAGAGGUAGCUGAGCACGAACCGAUUAACAUUGUGGAAGAAUUACGACCAAUGGUGCUUGCUUUUAUAGAUCAUACUAAUAAGCGAAGAGGCUUUGUUAUUUCUGGGCCCAAGAGAGUGUCCAUAGAGCCGACUUGUGGAAAUUGCCAAUGGGUUAGUGUGAUAAUGACACGUCGUUCGCUCAAAAAGGUGGGCAUUUCUACAAAGCAUGAAAUGUUUGAACAUUAUGGAGGUGUAAGUCACGCUGGUUGGAGUGAGUCCACAGGGGCCAACUUGUGGAAAUCGCCAACUGUAGACCUUCAUAUUCCGAUACUACGACCAAUAGUGAUAGGAUGGUGUGAUGAUGGCAUUUUGCGAGCAUUUCUCGCAGAGCAUGAAAUGUUUGAACAUUGUGGAGGUGUAAGUUACGCUGGUUGGAGUGAGCCAACUUGUGGAAAUCGCCAACUGUAG
Dentiscutata erythropus is the source of this 477-nucleotide messenger RNA. The record is from the annotation of a GenBank genome assembly. Lineage: Eukaryota; Fungi; Glomeromycota; Glomeromycetes; Diversisporales; Gigasporaceae.